Messenger RNA from Juglans microcarpa x Juglans regia, 2922 nucleotides. Its product is annotated as mitochondrial proton/calcium exchanger protein-like. Gene Ontology annotation, molecular function: ribosome binding; calcium ion binding. The coding region runs from base 369 to 2645 and encodes 758 amino acids. NCBI's taxonomy places the organism in Eukaryota, Viridiplantae, Streptophyta, Magnoliopsida, Fagales, Juglandaceae. Gene Ontology annotation, biological process: intracellular monoatomic cation homeostasis. Gene Ontology annotation, cellular component: mitochondrial inner membrane. The record is from RefSeq and is a predicted model, not a curated record. The transcript has 15 exons.
UUGGCGUCAAGGUGUUGAUAUGGUCCGCUCGCUCCAGACACAAUUAUUUUUAAGUUUUUUCGCACAGUCGUACGCGACGCGCGCCCCACACAGAGAAUGUAUAUGUAUGUAUACUAGAGUCCGCUCGAUUUCGCAAAGACGCACACACGCCAUUGCAGUUUCUAGUUUCUUCACCUUCCCUUCGUGUCUCUCUGCUGACUCGCUCACUCUUUCUCUGUCUGCACCUCUCUCUCUCUCUCUCUCUCUCUGAACUUGUCCCCCCCUCUCUCUGAUCGCUUGUCUUUUCUGUGAGCUCGGAAGGCUGGCUAAGUCGAGUGGCUGCAUGAGACGUGCAUUUUUUCUUUGCACAAGGGCUGAAGAUUCUAAUAAUGGCUUCAAGAGGAAUCUUGCAAAGGAAAAGAAGCCUCUUCAAUUCCCUGAAUCAAUCCACUUGCUUGAUUCGAGGUUUUCGAAAUUUUGAGCUACUAAGGACAUCCUCAUCUGAUGUAUUAUUGAAUUCAAGCUGGGUUGCAAAUCAUCCAUUUGCAGCUACUAAUUGUAGAAAUGAAGGAGGUUUCUCUUCAGUCAACAAGGAUGGAUUACCUGGUCUUUUAUUAACAGGAUUUCCUAGGCAUAACUCCUUUGAAAUUUCAACUUUUGGUAAUGGAAUUGGAAGGGUGGGUUUCGUUCCCUCUUUGGGAGUUCAUUGGAUUUCACAAUCUGUUCGCUUUGCUUCAGCAGCCCCAGUGGGUCAACCUGAAACAACUAGUGGUAAUGAUGAAAAUGAACAAAGGGUUUCUAAAAGGGUAAAGGAAGCUUCACCGGAGGAGUGUGACCAAGCAGUUGAAGGUUUGAGUACAGUUAAAGCCAAAGCAAAAGCUAAGCAAAUGCAAGAACCCCAAAAGAAUGUUGAAUCUAUUAUGAAGACAAUAUGGACAAAACUUCUGGGAAUUGGUCCUGCUUUGAGAGCUGUUGCCUCCAUGAGCAGGGAGGACUGGGCUAGGAAGUUUCGCCAUUGGAUGGAUGAAUUUAAGUCUACAUUGCAGCACUAUUGGUUGGGUACAAAACUACUUUGGGCCGAUAUUCGGAUCAGCUCAAGGUUAACAUUGAAGCUUGCAAAAGGGAAGACACUUUCUAGAAGGGAGAGACAACAACUCACACGCACCACAGCUGAUAUUUUCAGGCUUGUUCCUUUUGCAGUUUUUAUUAUAGUUCCAUUCAUGGAGUUCUUGCUGCCAGUAUUCCUGAGAUUAUUUCCCAACAUGUUGCCAUCAACCUUCCAGGACAAGAUGAAAGAAGAGGAGGCAUUGAAAAGGAGGCUAAACGCAAGACUAGAAUAUGCAAAGUUUCUUCAGGACACAGUGAAAGAAAUGGCGAAGGAAAUCCAAAUCUCGCGAAGUGGAGAAAUUAAGAAGACAGCAGAAGAUCUUGAUGAAUUUAUCAAUAAGCUGAGAAAAGGUGCCAGUUGUUCCAAUGAUGAAAUUUUAGGCUUUGCCAAGUUAUUCAAUGAUGAGCUUACUUUGGAUAACAUCAGCAGGCCUCGGUUAGUUAACAUGUGCAAAUAUAUGGGUAUCAGCUCAUAUGGAACUGAUGCGUAUCUGCGAUUUAUGCUUCGGAAAAGACUACAACAGAUCAAGAAUGAUGAUAAGUUGAUUCAGGCUGAGGGCGUGGAGUCCCUUUCAGAAGCUGAACUUCGACAUGCCUGUAGAGAACGAGGAAUGCUCGACUUAUCUUCAGUGGAGGAAAUGCGUCAACAGCUGCGUGAUUGGUUGGAUUUGUCUCUCAAUCACUCUCUUCCAUCUUCCCUCCUGAUUCUUUCUAGAGCCUUCUCUACGUCUGGUAAAAAGCCAGAGGAAGUUGUUCAAGAGGCAAUCUCGUCUCUACCAGAUGAGGUUGUGGAUACUGUUCAAGUAACAACCUUGCCAUCAGAGGAUACUGUUUCAGAAAGGAGGAGGAAAUUGGAGUUCCUAGAAAUGCAGGAAGAAAUGAUCAAGGAGGAGGAAGAGGAAGAAGAGGAGGAGCAGGCCAAGAUGAAGGAAUCUGCUGGCAGCCAAAAGGAUGUGGCUUUGGAAGAGAUGGCUGCUGCCAUGGCUAGAGAAGCACGGGAACAGGCGAGAAUGAAAACAUUGGAGAAAGUGGAGGAGCUUUGUGAGCUCAGUCGUGCACUAGCUGUUUUGGCUUCAGCAUCUUCAGUGAGCAGGGAGCGCGAAGAGUUCUUGCAACUUGUCAAAAAGGAGAUAGAAUUGUAUAACAGCAUGGUGGAGAAAGAGGGUACAGAUGGUGAAGUAGAAGCUAAGAAGGCGUACAAAGCUGCCCGGGAAGAUGGUGAUCAUGUUGCCGAGACUGCUGCAGAUCACAAGGUUUCUUCGGCACUUAUAGAAAGGGUUGAUGGUAUGCUCCACAAGCUUGAAAAGGAAAUUGAUGAUGUUGAUGCAAAAAUUGGAGACCGUUGGCGGUUGCUUGAUAGGGAUUAUGAUGGGAAAGUGACACCUGAGGAGGUUGCAUCUGCUGCGAUGUACCUUAAGGACACUUUGGGUAAGGAGGGCAUUCAAGAACUUAUCAGCAAUCUUUCCAAGGAUAAAGAAGGAAAGAUACUGGUUGAAGAUAUCGUCAAACUAGGCAGCGAAACGGAAGAUAUUGAAUCUUCUGAAGCAGGAAAAUCAUAGAGGAUAUAUACACAAUUUAAGUUAAUCCAAGUUUUAUAUUUGUGAAUGAAAUGGCCGUUCAUUUAGAGAAUACAUUCUACUUGGAUACUCAGCUCCGCUCUCAAUAUCUGUGAGAUGAUGAUCCUAUGCCCACCUUGAACCAAAGGAAAAAGAUCAGGGAUUCUUUGUAGUUGUAGCAGAAGGAAGAAGGGAUGCAUCCCUUGUUGCCGCAAAAUCAAUAUAUAUAUAUAUAUAUAUAUAUAUAUAUAAAUAAAUGGAGAAUGAGUGUGUAUCCACA